Stylophora pistillata is the source of this 501-nucleotide messenger RNA. RefSeq lists its product as uncharacterized. Lineage: Eukaryota; Metazoa; Cnidaria; Anthozoa; Scleractinia; Pocilloporidae. The record is from RefSeq and is a predicted model, not a curated record.
ACAAAGAAACAAGUUGUGAAGAGUCUUUACCGUAGCCAGCAAGAAGUACCAAGAAAUUUAGUUAUGGAGGUUUACAAGGUUCUCGUCGUUUUCAUUGCCGCAAUUUUUCUUCACCGUGGAAAUUGCAGAGCAACUGGGUUUAACAACAUGGUGCGUAGAAUUCAAAACGGCGGAGUGUCGUCCACGCAGGGUGCUGCCCCAUGGAGACAAAAGAGGUCCCCUGGUGACGAGCCCAGUUGUUACACUGGCAGAGUUGUGUCAUUCACUUUGCCGAGCAACAAGACAGUUAUUGUUCCCGUAUGUAAGAAGAUUACCUCAUCCACAACCGCAUGUUUUAGUUCGAUGGCAAACAACAACAAUCAGAGGAAAUGUGUACCAUCUCAUAUGAUCACAGCGGAAGGAAUAGCAUUUAACACAGCCUGUUCAUGUGCACCAUAGAAUACAUUUAAAAGCUCAAAAAUUCUGAACUCUACGAUGUGUCAGGAACACAAGGACUAAAUU